Egretta garzetta (little egret) is the source of this 13721-nucleotide messenger RNA. It is a transcript of the gene CEP350, whose product is annotated as centrosomal protein 350. Gene Ontology annotation, biological process: microtubule anchoring. Gene Ontology annotation, cellular component: centrosome. Gene Ontology annotation, molecular function: microtubule binding. Bases 457 to 9819 code for a protein of 3120 amino acids. The record is from RefSeq and is a predicted model, not a curated record. The transcript is spliced from 39 exons. NCBI's taxonomy places the organism in Eukaryota, Metazoa, Chordata, Aves, Pelecaniformes, Ardeidae.
GAUAAAUUGACAUGAUGUGGAGCAACAAGUCAAAUGAGGUGCCUCUACAAAAUCCAAGGCAUAACCAAAACAAGGACUCUACCAGAGAGAUAGCAGUUUCGUCCUCUGAUCUGCAGAGUAUUUGCUGAUUUGCAUUAGGAAUUGCCAGCCUAUGAUACAGUUGCCAAGAUGGCACAGAGACAGAUUUUUUGGAAUGCCAUAGAGGAGGAGCGGUGCAGGAACAGAAGUUGGGAACCAUAGGCUCUUGAAAGAAGUGAAGGAGAUCCUGAGAGGCAGUUGCUCCUGACUCUUGCUCAGUUCCAAAGUGGUGAAGAGCUAAAGACACUUGAAUAGCAGCAGUACAUCACAAAUCUAACUGCAGCAUGGGCUACUUUUUCUCAGACUAAGGCUGCUCUACGUCAUAUAGAGAACAAAUUGGAAAUAGCUCCCACCAGCACGGCCGUAUUUGAUUCUGUCAUGGAUGCCAAGAAGCCCUCUGCUAGCACUAGCAGGAAAAUAAGCAGAAAGGCUUCCCGGUCCUCCAGCCAAAACAAAUCAAGCAAGGAGAAGUCCUCACGCAGCCCUCUUCGAGCGACCACUCUUGAAAGCAAUGUGAAAAAAAGCAAUCGUGUAGAAUUUCGUGAACCUUUGGCUUCAUACAGGGAUACGUAUAGUUCUCUGUCUUAUCACAGUUCCAGCCAACUUGAGGCCAAGCAACUACUCUCUACUUUGGACCUCAGUGAAGCAGAAGGGAAGACUGAAAUAACAGGCCGUAUGAUGCAUGACCGAGAUGAACGGGGUCUGCACAGCACAGAUUUUGAAAGCCCGUGCUCCUCUGCUGCAGAUGAGACUGUUGUUAGGUAUUUGAAUGACCGACCAGCAAUUGAUGCCUUGCAGAACAAUGAGGCAUUUCUUAAGGUUGCAACACCUCCAAGACUGGAAGAGGAAAAAAACAGUGGCUCCAGAGGAGAUGACAGUAGCACUAAAACUCCUCAGAGUACCACAUCCCAGGACAGUGAACUGAAAGUGUCUUCCCCUUCUGCCACGAGUACUUCUAGUGCUCAUAGGCUGGAAAUCUUGAAACGACGGCAGCAUGAUGCAAAGUUGGAGAAGCUGAAGGAGCGGAUUCGAAAGCAGUGGGAGCAUUCUGAAGAGCUAGGUGGCAGAGGGCAGCACAUGGGAUAUCCUGAACAACCUGUCGUAAUCACAAAUGUGGAGAGUGCGGUGACUCCCAAAGUCAGGAAAGUGGCAGCUGCACCUGCUGCUCCAUCGUACAGAGGUUUCAAUCCUGCUGCAACAAAGAUUCGCGCUCCAGAUGGAAAGAUCUGGCAUGAGGAAGAAUUUCACAUUAGUCGGGAGCUAUAUAGAGAUAUAGCACUCCAGUUAACAGAGGAUUCAACAGUGAAAGGAAAACCUAGUGAGAGAAACAAAGAGAAAAAAGCAACCAGACCAGUGCGGAAAGUGCAAAAACUGACACGGUUGUCAAGUCCAGAGUCCAAACAAGGUGGAAACUAUGUCAUAAGUGCAUCCUCCUGGCGGGAGGGACAAAAGCUAGUAAAAAAGAUACUGGGUCCAGCUCCCAGAAUAGAACAAGACAGAAGAGCUGUAUCUAGUGACAGAACAGGACGAGAGAGAGCUGUCAAGUCUGCAGGCUGCAUUGGAAGGACGGGUUCAGAUUCUAGACUGGAUGUUACCCAUAAAACCUCUUCAAGAAGUUCUGAAAGGUCAAGAAGUAAAGUACGGUCUGAGAAUAAUCUGAAGAAACUGGAAGCUGCUCUUCCAGAUGAUAACAGAGAAGAUCAUGCCUCUGUAAAUAAGGACUUCCUGCCCAUGGAGAUACGUGGAAUUCUUGAUGACUUGCAGUUGGAUUCCAUGAGUACAAAGCAAGAUAAAGAUGUGGAAAAGCAGAAUCAGAAAUCUGUUUUGCUUACACAAAAUGCCAGGAGCCACAGUCCAACCAAAAGGAAACCGGACAAGAUAGCUGCCAGUGAGGAGCCUCAGGUGAUCUCUAAGAAACGUCACUAUGAUACAGAUGAGGUUCGUCAAUACAUCAUUAGGCAGCAAGAGGAGAGGAAGAAGAAGCAGAAUGAAGAGAAGAAAGCACAAAAGGAGGCAACAGAACAGAAGAACAAAAGGCUCCAAGAGCUCUACAGAAAGCAGAAGGAGGUUUUUACUAAAGUGAAGAAUGUGCCUCCUCCUGAGCCUUCAGCAGCCAAACGGUUACAGGAAACCUAUUCUAAACUACUGCUGGAACGUACGUUUUUAGAAGAGCCACCUCAGCUGCCUACAGUGCAGGAAACACAGCCCAGACCUGGUUAUCAACCAUCUGGGGAAUCUGACAAAGAAAACAAGGCUCAAGAGCGUCCUCCUAGUGCAUCUUCAAGUAGUGACAUGUCGCUUUCAGAACCACAGCAGCCGCUACUGAGGAGCGAUUUGAUGGAGCCUCCAUGGGUACAGCCAGACAGGUUGAGCCCAAGAGUCCAGCUCUCUCACCCGCAAGCUCUCAUGGGCUCAAGCGGAGGCCCUUGCUCCCAACACUGGAGUCUGGAGCAGAUGGACCUUUUGUCAAAGGAGUGUGAUGCAGUGUUGGCAGGCAGGAGGAGCCAUGCUGCACCCAUGGGAUCGCUGACCUUGAUGCCUCAGUCAUACCUGAAUUCACCCGCUGCACAGCAAAAUCUCGUGGUAAAACCUACUGCUAACCAAUAUAAGAGCAAAUUAGAUCGGAUUGAAGCUUUGAAAGCUACAGCUGCUUCCCUUUCUAGCAGGAUUGAAAGCGAAGCCAAAAAGUUGGCUGGGGCUGGUAUCAAUUACGGUACCAUGUGGAACUCAGACCAUGAAUUUUUGCAAGAAAACCAGGAUGAUGGGCGGUGGGCAAAGGCUGCAAGUCCUCCUGUGAGAGAGGAAAAUGAAGAUACUUUUUCGGUCAGAAUUCAAAAGAUGUUGGGUACCUGUGUGUCUCAUACAGCCUUUGAUGACAGCCUUCCUGGGGUCGGCAACCUUAGUGAAUUUAAAAAGCUCCCUGAGACGAUCAGGCCUCAUACUGCUGCAGUGAGUCUUGGAAUGAGGUCCCCUGCUGCUAACAGGCAUGAGAGGGUACUAGGACAUUUAUCUAAGAGACAGAUUGACUCCCCAGGGCGUGAAAACCACGCUUACACUCUGAACAAAGCUGUAAUUCCUCAUGAGUCCAGCAUCGACUCCAUCAGCGAAGGGCCUCUCCUGAGUGAUGGAUGCCUCUCUGAAGAGGAAGGAGGCCAGCACAAACAGUUGCCGCUGAAGAUGCUGGAGACAUUGAAAGAGAAGGAUUUCUGCAUUCGGGAGAGAAAUGCUUUUGAGCCCAUAAAGGAGUUUCAGAAAGAAGCUGAGAAUUAUUUGCCACUUUUCACUCAGACGAGUGGUGCACACAGCAAGGGCCCAUGGGAGGAACUGGCAAAGGGAAGUCCCCACAGUGUCAUCAACAUCUUUGCAAAAAGUUAUCAGCUUCAUGGAAAAGCGUUCGAUGAAAGGUCAAAUGGAGGGUCUGCCCUCCUGCGCCCUUUACUCCCUGCCAUGAGCCCUCCAGAGAGUGUGGUUUCUUAUGAAGAUGAUUUUGCCUCGUCACAGGGAAGUAGCACGUUAACAGACAAAAAGAUUGCACGUGACCUCAGUGUUGCUGGCAGCAGUAAUUCGAGCAUUCAGGAAGAAAUUCCUAGUAGGAAGUCUCCCCAUGAACCUCGAUCUGUAGAGCUUGCUUCUCAGCAUUCAUCUGGACCACGGUCUGCAGCGUCUUCUCGCUCAUCUGCUUCCUCUAAAAAGAGAGGGAAAAAAGAACGGUUGGACUCUUUCAACGGAAGUUCUCACCACUUUCCUGUGGAAGAAGAUAAAAUGCUAUCUGAAUUAGAGUGGGGAUCCCAACAGGCAAAGAAGUCCUUAUCGAGUAGCAGAGUUUCUAAUAAAGAUCAUGAGCAGAACCCAGAUACAGACAGCACACUGGAAAACUUGUCUGGACACUCCCUGAUGAGUUUCUCAGACAAGGGAAGAUCCCAGAAGACGCCGACCUCUUCCCCAUCUCCUGGUUCCCAAAAAAAGUUGCAGUUUGAUUCCAUAGGCAAUUCAGCAGAAAGAGUCAAGUCACCUGCUGGCUUUUCUGGAAGUACAGCAUCAGGGCUGAAGCCUAGCAUAGCCUUCCCCGACUUGAGUCUGGGAACUAGUAGAUCUGUAGCAGCAGCAGCCUCAGCAAGUGGAUGUAUGCGCUUCUCCCCUGCUGGUCUUCAGCAUCGUUUAGCAGCAGAGUUGAACUACCUUAGUGCCAUUGAGGAGUCUGUGCGACAACUUUCAGAUGUAGAACGAGUACGAGGUAUAUCACUUGCCCAGCAGGAGAGUGUUUCUUUGGCUCAGAUUCUAAAGGCACAGCAGCAGCGCCAUGAACGGGACUUAGCUCUUUUGAAAAUCAAGGCCGAACAAGAAGCUUUAGAAAGUCAGAGACAACUGGACGAGGCAAGGCAGAAGGCAGCUCAGGUAAUGCUGCCCUUCAAAAAAUGUGGAGUGUGUAAGAGGCAAAAUGCUGUCCAUGCAGAGUCACUGCAGCAUCUAGUCCAGUCACGGCAGGAGGUUGUACAAGAGACCCCAUGCAAGGCUGCAGCCAAGCAGGUGGAAACUGCACUUCUCACUACAGAUGCAGCUCACCAGAUUCAUGAGAUGACAGAGUUAGCACGAACCCAGAUCUCGGAUACUGUCAGUGCUCCAGCUGCUCCAGUCACCACCUUGUUUGACCACCAGCGGCAGCAUCAUUCAGAGUUCAUGAAACAACUGAGAGCCCGAAGUGAUACAACCAGGAAAUGUGAGUCUGGUGCCAUAUCACAAGGUAAAGACGAGACAGGUGACUCAAAACAGAUAUACUCACCGAUGUUUGAUAGUUAUUCAGAGUCCUCAAGAUCAAAGGUUCAUGAUCAGAGUAGUACCAGCAGCCGCCAAGAGAGUCCUUCAGUUCCAUCUUCUAAGGAGAAUGAGAAAAAGCUUUCCCGUCGUGAAAAGACAACUAGUAGUAUUGAAGAGCAGGCUCAUACUGGUGUGGAUGAUUCCUUGCCGAGUGAUAGUAUUUUAUCACUGCCAGACGAAAAAGAUUCUGCUUCUGUUGCGACAGAGUAUUCUCUGAAAUUUGAUGAAUCCAUGACAGAGGAUGAGAUUGAGGAAAAGUCUUUUCGGUCUUUGCUGCCCUCUGAGAGUCAUCGCAGAAAUAACUUGGAGAAGAAAAGGGGUAAUCGUGAUGAUUCUGAUGAGGAAGUCUCCCCAGAAAAAACAGCUCUGUCAUCUAUCAAGGAGCUAAGCAUGCCAUUCUCAGGAGGGCAAGAUAGUUUCUCUAAAUUCACCAUGGAGAUGGUAAGACAGUACAUGAAAGAGGAAGAAAUGCGAGCAGCUCAUCAGUCCUCACUGCUUCGGCUCCGGGAGAAGGCUCUGAAAGAGAAGACCAAGGCUGAAUUAGCUUGGCUGGAACACCAAAAGAAGACUUUGCUUCCACCCCACCCCUCCCUUAUUAAGUAUCAAUGGUUGAACUGGUCUUCUGACAUCAGUAAUCUAUACAAAUGUCAUUGUCACUUGGAAAGAACAGAACCCAGUUUGCAUUUGCGAGACAAGGGAGAGGAUGAUAAAAUGCCUCCUAUUCGAAAGAGGCAGCGUGGUCUGCUGUUGAGAUUACAGCAGGAAAAGGCAGAAAUUAAGCGUCUUCAAGAGGCUAACAAGGCUGCUCGGAAGGAGAGACAACUGAUCCUUAAACAGCAGGCAGAAAUAGAAAGAAUCCGUCAGACUACAAUGAAACUGCAGGAAAAACUAAAGUCUGCAGGAGAAAACAAGCUGGAACUUCACAGUGAGGAUGACAUCAAGGAGAGCAAUGGUUCUAGCCCACUUCCAACUGAUGCAGAAACACGCAGCCCUUCCCCAAUCUCAAUCUCCAGCAGUGAGACUAGUAGCAUUAUGCAGAAACUUAAAAAAAUGCGCAGCAGAAUGGAUGAGAAGUUCCUAACUAAGCGAGAACAGAAGCUGAUGCAGCGUCGACAACAUGCUGAAGAAUUGUUGGAGUGGAAACGCCGCCUGGAUGCAGAGGAAGCAGAAAUACGGCGGAUAGAAAAGCAGGCUCUAGCUGCCUGGGACAAAGAACUGCUCAAAACCAAAAUAGCCAAGAAAGACCUGGGGGAUCAGAGAACUGAGCCUAAAGAAACAGCUAGUGAAGAAGAGUCUCCAGUGCCUUCUUGCUCUCAUCUGAACAGUGAAAGCUCUAUCCCAGAAGAUCUUGGUAGUCUAGCUGCUGAGUCUGUCCCAUCGGAGACUAUGGGCCAUGGUCAGCCAGAAAGCCCAUAUCAGAGUACAACUAAUGAAGAUAUGGUUUAUUCUGAAGACUUCAAGUCCUCUACCUCACCUGGCAAACUUUCUCCUCCCAAAAGCAGCAUAUCUGUAUCAAAGCAAGAUUCCAGCAAAAGCAGCCAUAGAAGUGGAGGACAGCUACGGUCACCUGUGAAGUCUCAUCAGAUAUCUCACAACUGGUCUGAUGAAUCUUUAUCUAUGACACAGUCAGAAACCACAUCUGAUCAAAGUGACAUUGAAGGACGGAUCAGGGCCCUGAAGGAUGAACUACGGAAAAGGAAGUCCGUGGUUUACCAGCUGAAAAAGGAACAGAAAAAGAGGCAAAAGGAGAGACUGAAAGCCCAGGAAGCCAGUUUGAUCAAACAACUGGAGUCUUAUGAUGAGUUUAUCAAGAAGACUGAAGCAGAGCUGAGCCAAGAUCUGGAAGUAUCACCCACAGCCAAACCUCAGAUUAAAACUCCAUCCUCAACUGCUGCUGAAAAACCUAGGAUCAAGGCACCACCCCUCCACAGACCUGAGACAGCUAAAAACUGGAAAUCACUGGCUGAAUCAGAGCGAUCCAGAGCGUCUUUGGAAUCCAUUUCAGAACAUGCAGAUGCUGUGUUAUCAAGAGCUGAGCGAUCUGUGUCUGUGCACACCAAGAAGGUGGCUGUGACAGAUGUUCAUGCAGAACCUUCUGGAACAUCUUCCUCUAUUUUAAUGUCACCAAGGAGUUCCAGAGUAGGAUCUGGUGAUUCCUUAGAUAAUGUACCCUCAUCAUCUCUUCUCAAAGAUGUGAAAGACACUAGCAGGAUAUACCAUGGGUCAAUGAACAAUGUGGUAAAUGCAUCCAAUGAUGAGACUGCCUACAGUCAUAAGUCUGAGAUACAGGAAGACUUGGAAUACGUAAAGUCCGAGGAAUAUGAGAUUGAAGGUUCUCAUGUUAAGCCUUUGGAGAGUUCUGAUGUCUUGUUGACAUUAGAUAAAGAACAGGAGAGUUCACUGGACACACUUCCAAAGAAAAUCCUCUGUUCUGAAGACGAACACUCUCAGAAGGAACUCUUUGGGUUUGCUGUGGAAAGUCUUCAUGGUACAGAAGAAAUCUUAGAACAGAGACUGGCAGAUAAAGAUGCUGUAACCGGCCCAAGUGUAGAAGAGUCGUCUUGCAAACUGAGCAAAUCAGCAGAGGAAAAAAGUUAUCUGCUUUCAGAACAACUCUUCAGUCAAAAGGAGCCAUCAUACCUUGAAGACUUUGAAGGAUCCUCUUCCAGAAAACUAACAGCAGUUGAAGAAACGCUUCCUGGGGGAUGUUACAAAGAGGACUUUGAAGCAUCUCUUCUCUCUCCAAAUGGGGAUGGUCAGUCACUGACAGAGCAGUCACAGCACACACAAACCACCAGAAGUAGAUCCACCAGCCUUGGCAGUGAUGGCGAAAUCAGUGAAUACCUCAGUGACAGGUCCCUGUCUCUCUCUGGCAGCAUGCAUUCAGAGAGGUUAUUAGAACUUAAGUCCCCAACAGAACUCAUAAAAAAUACUGAACGCAGAGAUGUGGAGCAAGAACAGGCCCGUACCGAAUCACCACUCUGGGCCUCUAUUUUGAUCACAGAAGAAACAGAUAGUUUGCCAAAUUUCAACAUUGGUGAUAGAGUACUUGUGAGUAAAGUCCAACCCGGAACAUUGAGAUUCAAAGGUCUGACUAAGUUUGCCAAAGGGUUUUGGGCUGGCGUAGAGUUGGAUAAACCUGAAGGGAACAAUAAUGGAACUUAUGAUGGUAUUACAUAUUUUGACUGCAAAGAAAAGCAUGGUAUUUUUGCUCCUCCUCAAAAAAUCUCUCACAUUAUGGAAAGUAUUGAUAGCCAUUUAGACACAAAUAAGGAUGAAGACUCAUUCUUCGAUGAUAGACUGGAGAAGCAACACAAAGCAGAGCAGAAAGACAAAGGAAGUUCUAAACCUAGCAAGGAAGAUGAACCACAGAGCAGAGAUGCAACAGAGAACUAUUCCCAGGAUAAAGCUCCUGCAGACACAGCUGUUUUGGAAGCCUCAGCUGGGGAAAGGGUUGAUGAAGAGUCAUCUUCCAAAGCGAACAGCAUAAAGAUUUCUGUAGCUACUGAAUCAACUGCCCAAGAACAGUCAGUGGUGGAUUAUCUGAAGCAUGCUGUAAAGGAGACCAGUUUUGCUUCUCUCAUUUCUGGUGAUGUGGAUGAGAUUUCCACUGUUCAGUUGGAUGACAUCUCAGAUUUCCUUUCUGAAAAACUGGAGAGGCAGAAGACACUGGGGGAAGAAUGUGCUGAAAAGUUAGAUGAUCUCUCUCCUGGAGUUGUGGAGAAGCCUGCAACUCCACUUCUGGAUUUGCUGACAAAAGAAAAGAACCAGUUAGAAGCCCAGCUUAGACUACCACUUAGAGAGGAAGAAAAGUCAAAAGACCAACUGGAAAAGGUCAGUUUGCUGACAGACAGCCUACUUAGAGAUUUUGUGAAAGACACAGUCAAUCAGUUACAGCAAAUAAAGAAGGUCAGGAAUGAGAAAAUCCAGCUCAGCAACCAGGAGCUCUGUGAUGUGAAGGAGGAAUCCGGUACCCCAUCCCAGCAGGUAGAAAAGCAGAUUUCUGACGGACUGAAUAACUUUUUUCUAAGUUCCGAUUUGGAAGAUGAACGAGAAGAACUUUCCUCUCCAGACAUGUGUCCCAGACCAGAGAGUCCAGUAUUUGGUGCCAGCGGUCAGGAAGAGCUUGCCAAGAGACUGGCAGAGCUGGAGCUCAGUCGGGAGCUCCUUAGUGUGCUGGGAGAUGAUCAAGACUGGUUUGAUGAGGACUAUGGCCUGAGUUCCCGUAAGGUCCAGCAGAAGCAAGCUGAGGAACCAGCAGUGUUGCCCAAGGUAGAACCACUGAAAGUGCCAACAAAGCUGUGUGAGGAGCCUUUGGCAGUCCCUCAUACUGCAGUGGAGGUGGAAGGUAUGGUGCAUGCAGCAGCUGAGGAACUCUGGAAACUGAAAGAACUGGGUCGUGAUCUUCAAAGUUUCAGCUUUCAUACAGAUCUUAGGAGUACCCUCAAAGAGCAGGACACAGACACGAUAAACAAGCAGGUUUAUCAAAAGGUGGUAUUUGAUUUAACAAGAGAGAUCUUUGGGGAAAUCUUUGCUGAGGAUCCUAAUCUAAAUCAGCCUAUUUGGAUGAAACCAUGUAGGAUCACAUCUGCUUACUUUCGCCGAGUAAAAGAUCCAAAUGAUCUGGAUGAAAUCAAGAGCUUUAUUGCAGCUGAAGUACUGAAGUUGUUCAGCCUGAGGAAGGAGCCUAAUCACAAAACAGACUGGCAGAAGAUGAUGAAAUUUGGGCGGAAGAAACGAGACCGAGUGGAUCAUAUACUGGUGCAGGAACUUCACGAGGAAGAAGCGCAGUGGGUGAACUACGACGAGGAUGAACUGUGUGUAAAGAUGCAGUUGGCAGACGGGAUCUUCGAGGCCUUAAUCAGAGACACUGUCGACGUACUGAACCAGAUAAAUGAGAAACAGCGAAGGUUGCUGCUUGUCUGACAGUGCUGAAAAUAAACUUAGAGCUGCGUAACCACUGAGUCACGGGCCUUUCUGACUCCCGACGUACUCUCCACCCUGCAAGCGCUGCUGCUGGACUUCCAUGCCUGGGGUUUAAAGGCAGUUCAGAACCUGAAUUUGCAUCUGCUGCCACUAGAGACCUUGCACCGGACUUACUGUUUGGAACAAGCUGAUCACCCACUCACUCGAGGCUGUAUUGUGGAGUGCUCAAGACUGUUCGUGUGCCAAUGCAGUUAUGCCACAUAACUAUCAGCAGCUGUCUCGGGCCCCAGCCUGGCACUUUGAAUUGUUCAGCUUGUGCUCUGAAAGGGUUGGGUUAAGUCGGGAUAUUGGCUGCUUUGCUGGAAUGGCUGUCAGCCAUCAGUACUCAACUUGAUUUUAGAAAUGUGAGUAAUUUGGAGAAGAAACGGUUUGGUCAGGUUUUAGUCAUAAAUGGAGACUUACCGUACUGAACAGUGUUAAAAUCUUAACACCUCUUCUCCUGCAGCCCCUACAAUGUGCAUCAGUUUCUUCUGCUCCAGAGCCUGUUUAAUUCCCUUCUCUGUGAAGCUGGUUUUCAUGUUUCUUCUGUGAUACGGUACCAAGUAUGGUGCCAGCCAGUCCAGGGAAAUUAGAUGACGUUGCUUUCUGCAUUCAAGUAAAGAAUUCUUGCUGCUUUUCCUAUGUGACUUGCUUCAGUCCCGAGGUGGAGCAAGAUAAAGGCCGCCUAGUGUCAAGUGUGAAAGAUGAGCCUGUGGACAACUUUCCUCCUACCGUGUAGCACUUCUCUUCCUGGAGCACCAGCUGCUCCCAGAUACUCAGGUUUUUCUCAGGCACGAGACAUGCAGGAGUGGAAAACGUUUCCUCACAAAAGUUUGGCCUUCAAUCCCUCAGCUUCCUCCCUUACUGUCACCUAAUCGGAGAAGCCGUUACUUGAACAAUUUAGAGAACAGAGUGUAUUCACCAAAGAAAGCAGUGUCCGGUGCUCGACUGUCUGCAUGUUUUGUGCUUGUGGGUUUUUUAUUUAUUUUCAGAUAAUUUAUUAAGUGGGGUAUAGGAGAGUGUCCUGUGCAGUUGACUGCACUGUCUUAUGUUUUGAGACAGCCAAACUUCAGAAAGCAUCUGUUCUGGAAACUUCCAGAGCCCCGUAUUCUUCGCACAAAACCUCCAGCUUUUUGAGACAGAUACAUGGCAGGGAGGUAAGAAGAACUAAACCUCAGUGACCAGGAGUGGGAAGCAAAGGUAGGACUAGGAAUGGACCUUCACCGCACCUGGUUUCAGAGAUAAUGGAGAGUUGAGGGGAUUGAGCUGAAAAAUGAUGUGAAACUUCCCUGCUCCAUCUAUUUCCUUCCUUUCCCAGAACUUCUAGGCCAUGGGCACCUGUUAGUGGUCGAUUCAGCGCUGGGUUCGACUGCAGCACCCUUCUGCUGAGUGUUCAUUCCUAACCUGUCCCUCCCAUUCUUGUGUUUUUCUUGGAGGAACACAGACAAUCUGGGGUCGAAUGCUGAUGCCUUAAUAGUGGAUGUCCCUGUUUGCUAACCUGGGACAAGACCCAGAGGAGAGUCACAUUCUCCAGACACACUGGAGUGCAGAAAGACACUUUGAAGUCCUCAGAGGUGCCCCAAAGAUGCUGCAGCCCACAAUAGGCGUGGCGGGGAGAUCUCUACAGUUUUAUUCAUCUGCUUGGUUCUUGGGCUUCCUGCUAUACAUACCUCUGCUACUGUUCCAUUUUAUUUUCUCUUUUCCACUUUUUUUUUUUUUUUUGGAAAGCUAUCAUUGGAAUAUUUGCAUUUUGCACAAUGACACACAGCUGGUAAUUCUUCAGGGACAGCACUGGGAAAUGUUGGAUUUGUCAGAAGUCCAUGCAAAUUCUCAGAUGUAGUAUUGCCAGCACCUCGCUUGUGAGUUAAUGGUGAGCCAUAUUCAUGGAAGCUUAACGAGUGGAGGAACAAGGAGGUGGUCAUGGUGUAUCAGAACACCUCCAGCAGGCAUAUACGUGUCUGUCCUGCAGUAGUGGCCCUUCUGGCUGGCUGGAAGUCAGAUGGUCUUGGUGAAGCAUUGUUCAGCUUCUUUCUCCCCAAGUGAUUCAUUUGCUCACGUAAAAUGUCAUGAUGCUGAACCAGGAAACUCUCGAAUGCUUAAGAUAGAAGCAAACUAAAGCUGCUGCAUUUAACCAGCAUAGUGUCACUGAAUGGGUCACCGCCUCAGAUUCCCUUUCCUGGGUGUAUCUUCUUCAAUAGCGAGGGUUGCUAUUUUUAUAGGUAGCAGUUAUGGAAAGAAGGCAGACACCUGCAGCGUAGGUUUGUGGCUGGAGUAUCAGAGAAACAAAGUUAGUUUCUGUCCUCUGCGUACCGUGGCCAGUGUUGAGACGGUUGCCCUGCAUCCCCGAGGCUUUUCAGCUCUUCUGUGGGGCUGGCGUGGCUUUUCUGGUCUGUCCACCAGCAGGGAGAAGGUUGUACAGUUGGCCUGCCAAGGUACCAGGGACUGUUGGCGAUUGUAUGCCUGUUGUCUUGCUGGCUUGAAUAGCACUAGUUUAGUACCCUCAACAGAAGUAGUAGCUGGUUUUACAGCUGUUUGGGCAGAAGGAAGCUGUGUCUAAGGUAAUGGCUUUAUUCCUUUGCAAACAUCACUGUUUAUUUUUGGUAGAAGUCCUUGCUAGGAGCAACCCUAAAAAGAUUUGAACAUACGUGAAUUAUCUUCUCAAUACCUCAGGUGUGUUGAGUUACUUUGCGUUGAGUGUAUACUCAAAACCUUGAGUGUGUUGAGUACUUGUGGACUGAUGCUUACUGCGAUGAAGCAAUGGUCUGUCUGGGUCGUGGCUGGUAACAAGGAGGUGUGGGGACUCCUGGAGUCUCACAAACAGAGGCUGAAUUCUUUAUUUCUCUCCUCUCCUCAACCUUCCCGUUAUAAGAACAAGAUGGUAUUUCUGGGUCCUGGUUAUCUUGGUGCAACCAUGUUAGAAGAUUCAAGGCUGAGACAUUUUUCUGAGACCCAUAAGCUGUUCGGGGCAGUGGCUGUCAUCGCUGGGGAGAUGCGGUUCCCUCUUCAGAAGAGUCUCGGUGCCAGGUGGGAAAGCCCAGGCUUGUGAGGACAAGGAGCGAGUACCUCUCUCACAGCAGGAUGCUCCCUGAGCCGAGCUGUGGAAUUCUGCCUUUCAGAAAAGGCUUGUUGCUCACAAGGUGGAACGAGGGAUUGAAAAAUCCUGUCUUGUUCACUUCCCUUUCUUGAAAAAGUGGCCUUAGUUUUUUUGCAAUACUUGAAUAAGUGUGUACCUGCAGAAGAUCUUCAGUAGCACAGUGAUAGAGACCUUUUAAGUGACUAUUCUGCGAGGAGCUGCGUGCAGUUCCGACUUUCAUAUCCCUUUGCUACCUUAAGAACAUUAGGAAAAUAAAGUACUUUUCAGCAGAGAAACAGUUGAAUCUUAUAAGGUAUUUAGUGCAUCUGACAUGUUUACAAAUCAACUGAAAUGGAGAAAAGGAAACUAUUGAACUUAUUUGUAAUUUAAACAUUAAAUGCAAAAAUAUAUACAGAUGAAAGAGGAAUACUGUAAUUAACUUGCAUUUACUAGUUUUUUCCUUGACUUUGCAGAGCCUUUUGAUAUACAUUUGCAAAGCCGCCUUUGGGAGGCUCAGUCUCCCUGCGUACUGUGUUGUGGAGAUGCUGAAAAGAAACACAUUUACUGUGUUUGUGUAAAUAACCUGGUAACUUGGUUUUUGGGCCAGUUUCAGCUAGUGUUCACAUCCAGAGCAGCUUUGCACAGUAGACAGACCCAAGGAUGUUGGAGGGGUUUGGUUUUUGUUGGUUUUUUUUUUUUUUUUGUAAUUAAGAACUGUAAAAUAACCAGGGUGGUCCCUGUGUACACCAGUGUAAAUAUCUUUGGUAACUGAAAUGUACUUUAAGAGAAC